ACUCGCACACGCUCGGCCAGAGGACUGCAGUCGGAACCCGGGGACGACUCCACUUUGGUGGAGAGGUUACUUGGUCUGAGGGUCCCAGAACAAAAUAUCAUUCAAUCCUUGGAACAACAUGGGUGCAAUCAUCUCACGGUGGAGGACUAAACCAUCCACUGUGGAGAUUUUGGAGGGAAUCGAUAAGGAUAUACAGAUUCUUGAAGAAUACAGUGAGAAGUACCAGAGGCAGUUGAAGAUAUGGGUCGGGCGACUGCUUCUGUACUCGUCUCUUCUCUUCCUGAUCACGUGCAUAGUUGUGUAUUUCUGGUACCUGCCUGAACAGUUGAUGGGACGGCUCAUAUUGUCUCUUCCCUUCGUGAUAUUUCCGUUAUUAGUUUGGUUACUUCGAAAAAUACUUAUUAUUAUUUGUUCCCGAAGAACUGAAAAAAAUAAUGACAAAUCAGAAGAUCUUAAAGAACAAAAAAGGAAAAUACUUGAAGAAGUUAUGGAAACAGAGACAUAUAAAAAUGCUAAAUUGAUUCUGGAGAGAUUUGAUCCUGAUUCCAAGAGAAAAAAUGAGCUUGAAUCCACUCCAGUUGGACCUCAGAUGACUCCAAAACCAGGCCAGGAACUCCGCCAGCGCAAUGUCAACCCAAAGACCCCCUCAGUGGUGGUGAAUUCUGCAAGCGGCGCUGCUGCUCGCCCCCCUCUUACCUCUGGGCUCACCUAUCCUGGACGGUCCUCCCACUCUGCUCCAGGUGGACCCCCAGAGAGGAACCUGUCUGCUAUAGCUGCUCAGCAGAGCUUGAUGAGGAGGCCUGUGACCCCUGGAACACCUGUUCCAGGAGUCGGAAUGCACCCCCCAGGCCCGCCCAUGGUCAAAGCUGUGGUCCCAAGAGAAAGAGGCGCUCUGGACAGAGUCAUUGAGUAUCUUGUUGGAAAUGGCCCUCAGAACAAAUACGCUCUCAUCUGUCAGCAGUGUCUGUCCCAUAACGGCAUGGCAUUAAAAGAGGAAUUUGAAUAUGUUGCCUUCCGAUGUGCAUAUUGUUAUUUCUUGAACCCGGCAAGAAAGACCAGGCCUCAGGCCCCCAGACUCCCCGAGGUCACUGGCGAAGUGAAGAUGUCAUCUGAGGCAACCGUACCUUCAUCUGCUGCUGAUGAUGAUCAAUCGGUUUUAGGCGAGACUGGCAAUAUUGGGCAAACCAAGCUUGCUGACAUCUCAGCUGAAACGGACAUCCUGGAGCCAGGCACACCAACAACCACAGAGCCCAGCUCUGUGUCAGACAGCCAAAGCACCCCAGAGUCACAAGAUCUGCCCUCAGAGAAGUCUGACGGAGAGCUCGAUGUGUCUGCCAUGGAAGUGGAAUAAAACAGAGGAGUAGUUAAGUCGAGCUGGAACUGUUUUUUUGUGAAGAAAAAAUGUGAUAACCUUUGACUUGCAAGUAAAUGCCUUGAGUUGAAAUAAUCCAGAAACAAGUCAGCAGUUGAUGCGAUUUUCAAUUUACAGUACAGAAUGUCCUUUUAUUUUGAGAAUUUAUUUUAUAGUUCUAGCAAUAGUAACAAAUUAAAUUUGAAAUUGCAUCAUGCUAGCAUUUGGUUGCAACCACCAAACAACUUUCUUGUAUGUCUUAUAAUAUCUUAUUCAGAACAGUAAGGAGUAUGCUAUCGUGAGGAUAUUGUAUGGGGAAAGUAUUAUCCCAUGUUUUCUUUAUUUGAUAUUUAAGUUUUAUUUGUCUUUAACUGAAUUUCUAAACAGUAUUCUCUUUGGGUUAAUUGGAUACUACGGAAACAAAACAACAAAUAUUUUUGUGGGGAAAAUCCAAUUUUAUUUAUGGAAAAUUAUUUAUAUCAUGCUUUGCCUUUCAUGACUGUUGUAUUCUGUAGCAAGCUGAUGUUGACAUGUUUACACAACCAUGGUACCAGAAUAGGAAUACACAUACAGUGCAGUUGUCCGAUGUGCCUUUUUUAUAUUUAAAGUUUCUAUUUCAGAGUUGUUGAUACAACCUAUUUACAUAUAAACAAUAAAGUAAUUGAAUUGUUUACAGACUGUAUCUGUGUGCUGUGUCCCGCAAUUCUUUUUCUGUAUAAAUAAUACAAAAUAAACUUUUGAGAGCA
Molecule: messenger RNA, 2097 nt
Organism: Pseudoliparis swirei
Lineage: Eukaryota; Metazoa; Chordata; Actinopteri; Perciformes; Liparidae
Gene: lnpka
Product: limb and neural patterns a
Exons: 13
Coding region: 119-1351 (410 amino acids)
Biological process (GO): endoplasmic reticulum tubular network organization
Cellular component (GO): endoplasmic reticulum tubular network
Source: RefSeq, a predicted model, not a curated record